CCAAUCUAUCUAUCCCCUUCCCAAUCUUCUUCCCCAUUUUCCAUUCCAAGUUCAGGGAAAUGGCGUCUUCUCUAUCCACUUAUUACCCAGUUUCUUCACAUAUUUCCAAGCAAAAUCAUGCCUCCAAUCUCUCAUCUUCCUUCCUGUCCUCUCCUUCGUCAAUCCCCUUAUCUUCCAAUUCAAACAUAUCGCUGCAAUUCCGUUGCAAUAACAAGCAAUUAUGUCCUGCAACUCCAAGGCCUCUUACAGUCAUCGCCAUGGCUCCUCCUAAACCUGGUGGCAAAGCCAAGAAAGUAACUGGAGUAAUUAAGCUGGCGCUAGAAGCAGGGAAGGCCACACCGGCGCCACCUGUUGGUCCGGCGUUGGGUUCUAAGGGAGUUAACAUUAUGGCUUUCUGUAAGGAUUACAAUGCCAGGACUGCUGAUAAAGCUGGUUACGUUAUCCCCGUUGAAAUCACCGUCUAUGAUGAUAAAAGCUUUACAUUUGUGUUGAAGACGCCCCCUGCUUCAGUUCUGCUUCUUAAAGCUGCAGGAGUGGAUAAAGGUUCUAAGGAUCCACAAAGGGAAAAAGUGGGGAAAGUUACAGUUGAGCAGUUAAGAGGAAUAGCAACAGAAAAGUUGCCAGAUUUAAACUGCACAACCAUAGAAUCAGCAAUGAGAAUCAUAGCAGGAACUGCUGCUAAUAUGGGCAUUGAUGUUGAUCCCCCAAUUCUUCAACCAAAAGUCAAGCAAAUCCUCUAGUUAUCUUUUCUUGACACCUUAAUUCAGGUUCGAGUAAUGUACAAUUACCUUAAAUGCAAAUAUGAUUGUGAUUUCCUAUCUUAGUUCUUUUAGUUUCACGUUUUGGCAUGAAUAUAGAGAUGUUUGUUCAGUAAAUUACAUUGCCAAAAAAUUACUUGUGUGUUUAGAGGCUGUGGGUAUUGACUAUGGACCUCUUAUUGCUUAAAUAUCAUGUCAAUUUUUGAUCGUGAUUCAA
Lactuca sativa (garden lettuce) is the source of this 975-nucleotide messenger RNA. It is a transcript of the gene PRPL11, whose product is annotated as plastid ribosomal protein l11. NCBI's taxonomy places the organism in Eukaryota, Viridiplantae, Streptophyta, Magnoliopsida, Asterales, Asteraceae. Gene Ontology annotation, cellular component: cytosolic large ribosomal subunit; ribosome. Gene Ontology annotation, molecular function: structural constituent of ribosome; large ribosomal subunit rRNA binding. Gene Ontology annotation, biological process: translation. The record is from RefSeq and is a predicted model, not a curated record.